Mollisia scopiformis is the source of this 765-nucleotide messenger RNA. RefSeq lists its product as uncharacterized. The coding region runs from base 1 to 765 and encodes 254 amino acids. The transcript is spliced from 2 exons. NCBI's taxonomy places the organism in Eukaryota, Fungi, Ascomycota, Leotiomycetes, Helotiales, Mollisiaceae. The record is from RefSeq and is a predicted model, not a curated record.
AUGGCGGAACCUACGAUUGACUCAUCAAGCACUUUCCAUUGCUUUCCUCAGCUUCCAGUAGAGCUGCGACUACCCAUCUGGGAGCUAGCUCGAGAUGCUCUUCCAGGUCGUGUCAUCGAGCUUAUCGAAGAGCUCGUAACCUUUGAUGGCUUUGAGGGCAGGUGGUUAAACGACAUGGAUGCUGAGCGAUUCGUCAUAAGCAGAAGCGGAGAAGAGGGUUGUCGAAGCACACCGGAACAAACAUUUUUCACGGUCAGAGAUAGUUCUGUAAGCCUGCUAUCCGUAAGCCGCGAAUCUCGGCACUGUACUCUGAAUAAUUAUUACAACUUGUUCAGAGAUGGAGUGAAUGGCAGUGUACCAUCUGUUCCAUUCGACUUCGAUAAAGAUGUGCUUUACUUGAGGGCGGCCUCUCAUUGCACUUCGCACUUUCUGGUGAAUGAACCGAAAUUGUUGGCGGGGAACGUUAAAUUCUUAGCAUCAAUUUUUGUAAUGCCAAGUUUGAUGGACACUUUAUGUCUGCAGAACGUGGGAGAGUUAGGAAGUGUAGAGACCAUCUUCAUUUUAAUGGAGGCGGCGUGGGAAGGCGACUUGGCGAUAUACAAACAGUAUUGGACUGAUUUACUCCCUCAAUACCACUUGUCUCCGAUCAAAGACAGCGACGGUCUCGCUAGUCUGAUACGAGACCCGGAUUGGAAGAUUGAUCACCAAAAGUGUUGGAGAAGCGAAGACACCUCUGAGAGCUGCAAGCGUGCUACUAGCAGAUGA